AUGGCCGAAGGAGAAGAUUUGGGGGCGAAAGUGGUGCCUGAGGAGGAAGGACCUUCAGCAGCAGGUGUGAAUGGAGAACUGGAGGAGAAAGUUGAUGAACUCAGUUUAGAAGGCUCCUCAGUUGAAGCCGCAAAGAAGAAGAAGAAGAAAAAUAAAAACAAAAAGAAAAAGGAACCACCCACCCAAACAGAUCCCCCUUCCAUUACAGUUACUGAACUUUUCCCAUCUGGAGAGUUUCCGGAGGGUGAAAUUCAACAAUACAAGGAUGAUAACUUGUGGAGAACUACAUCUGAGGAAAAGAGGGAGGUUGAACGCUUAGAGAAGCCAAUUUACAAUUCUAUUCGGCAGGCUGCGGAAGUUCAUCGUCAGGUCCGAAAGUACAUCAAAAGUAUAUUGAAGCCUGGAAUUUUAAUGAUUGAUCUGUGUGAGACUUUAGAGAACAUGGUUCGCAAGUUGAUUGUGGAGAAUGGUCUUCAAGCUGGCAUUGCAUUCCCCACAGGCUGCUCGUUGAAUUGGGUUGCAGCCCACUGGACUCCAAAUUCUGGGGAUAAAACUGUGCUUCAGUAUGAUGAUGUUAUGAAACUGGAUUUUGGAACACAUAUUGAUGGUCAUAUCGUGGACUGCGCAUUUACUGUUGCUUUCAAUCCUAUGUUUGACCCGCUACUUGAGGCCUCACGGGAAGCCACAAAUAUGGGAAUCAAGGAAGCUGGAAUUGAUGUCCGCCUUUGUGAUGUGGGUGCUGCAAUUCAAGAAGUCAUGGAAUCAUACGAGGUUGAAAUUAAUGGGAAAGUAUACCAAGUUAAGAGUAUCCGAAACUUGAAUGGGCACAGUAUUGGGACCUACCAAAUCCAUGCUGGAAAAUCUGUUCCAAUUGUAAAAGGAGGAGAACAAACAAAAAUGGAAGAAGGGGAAUUCUACGCAAUUGAAACUUUUGGAUCUACAGGAAAGGGGUAUGUCAGAGAAGAUCUCGAGUGCAGUCAUUACAUGAAGAAUUUUGAUGCUGGCCACAUUCCACUGCGGUUACCCAGAGCAAAACAGCUUUUGGCAACAAUCAACAAAAACUUCUCAACUUUGGCUUUCUGCAGACGGUAUUUGGACCGCAUUGGUGAGACAAAAUAUCUGAUGGCACUGAAGAAUCUAUGUGAUUCUGGAAUCGUGCAGCCUUACCCUCCAUUGUGCGACAUCAAAGGGAGCUACGUAUCUCAGUUUGAGCAUACCAUCUUACUACGCCCUACUUGUAAAGAGGUGGUUUCGAGAGGCGAUGACUAUUAG
Oldenlandia corymbosa var. corymbosa is the source of this 1272-nucleotide messenger RNA. The record is from the annotation of a GenBank genome assembly. Lineage: Eukaryota; Viridiplantae; Streptophyta; Magnoliopsida; Gentianales; Rubiaceae.